AUGGACCGGGAGCUUGAUGAGGCCAUCCGUGAUGUCAUUGGACCGUCCGACGACGACGACUCUCAGCCCUCUGCAGCAGUGGCAGCGACUAGGACCAGGAAGCCUGGCCGCGGCCGUCCGCGUGGAUCUGUGCUCUUGCGGCAGAAUCUGCAUGAAGUCUCUGAUGCGGUGGAUGAUGCGGCUGAUUCUGCACAGCAGGGCCAGGUGCAAGCCGUGGCGCCUGCUGUCGCAAACCCUGAAAACAGGAUGAACCGGGUAAGGGAGCAGAGACUUCAAAGAAUGGCAAAGAAAGACUGGCAAGGGCUAGGACCAGCAGAUCUGAUGAUUCGAAUGGGUAGUCCUGUGCAGCGAUCACUGGCUGCUGCACUUGUGGACAUCAGAAGCAGUGCUGCAAAGGGCAGAGGCGGAGUGAUGACGGAGCCCAAGGCAGAGGAAGCAGGGUCACCAGAGAUGAUUGAUCAUGUCGUCAAUGGCAAGGUUCUCACAGCUUCGGCUUCCUUGCUUGCCAGACUCACAGGCAAGGAGGCAUCGGUUGCGCAAGGCACUUUAGUUGCUGCCGGUGCCGCCACAGCUGAGACCAACGGCAUCAUGUUGGGUUCCAUGCUUUCUGAUUUUUGCAAGAUCGCAGUCCAGCAGGGAUUGAAACCUCUUCUAGCUGUGACAAAAGUUAGAUAUGAUGAAACUCCUGCCAAAGUUCGGAUAUGCAGAGCAUCGUUCAAUGAUCAGGCUUCAGACGGUGUCAGGGAAGGCAGUGUCAGUGGCGACAUGUCACAGUGCGUGAUUGUGCCACACGCAUGUGCGAAGGGUCCAGCACUACAGAAGUUCUUGCUGGGCAAUGGUGCCUCGUUAUCGUCGCAUGUUGCACAUGUCGCGACUCAUGCGAAAGUCCUCCAAACACAAGUUGCAAUGAGCUUCGUGUUCGCUGAGAAAGAUGGGGACUGCCAUUCGUUGACAUUUGAUCUUCCGUGCCCACUCCAGGUCAUUGAGAGAACCACUGGCGAAUGUCAGCGCAUGUGUAUCUGGGAGUCACUCACCCAGAUUCCAGAGUACAAGCGGCUGGUCGGCGGCUUCCAGCAUCAGGUGCGGUCCGUUUGCACGGACCGUGCUGGUGCAAACUUUCGGACAGAACGUGGUCUGCAAGAGUGGCUGCCGAAACAGGUGUUGAUUCACACCCCGUGUGAUCUUCAUAAAGCAGCUACAGCAAUCAAACACACCGUUCGAUCUUGUGAGUCUGAUAUGAGUGGACUAAUAAACUCGGCAUUGGUCAGUCGAGGAGAUGCAGGAGCCAUGGGUCGCCUACGAGAGAUAUUGCUGUCAAUCCUCGUGUCGACAACCGAGCGUGUGUGUGAUGAGUUUCCUCCUCAAGGACGCAUCAGUCGGCAUCGGAUGGAGAUGUUUGAUCUUUGGCUGCCAACCAAGCAUGUGGGUCCAAGUGUUGCCAAGCAGCAUCGCAAACGGAGAUUCUUGCUGAGCAACCUACUGAACGGCGAUUUGCUCAGCUCUGUGCCGCAACAUUACUGCCCAGUGGGAUGUUGCCAGAGCGAUGAUGACUUUGUUGGCAAACUCACAUCCUUCGGGCUGUGGGCAUUGCUGCCUCGGCGCAUGCCCUUGCUUUCGAGGAAGAACUGGCUGAACCAGACCCACGCUAUGGAGUGGGCAGGAUGCCUCGAAUCUCAUCACCAGUUGUUCUCCAAAAUCAUGAUUGCUUAUGUGGGAAGGCCAGCUGCCCCGCCCGCCACAGCCACAGAUGGUUCAGCUGGCAGUGCGCUGGAUAAUGCUGUCCAAGAUUUUCUUCUGGAAGACUUGUCUGGAAACAGAAGUGGGGAGCAGGCUGAAGCAGAACAGAUCCCUGAGCCUGAGCCGAGUGUUCAGGAACCUUCGGGUGAGCCAGUGUCAGCCACGACAGCUUUUGCAGAAGAGAACAGGCUAAGGCGUUUUUCGGUCAGAGAAUACAUUUGCUCGAAGCCUCUUCCCCGACUGUGUGUUCUGGAGGAGGUUCUCAAUGCCAUUCACUUGGUCAUGACAGAAUUCCUGGCACUUUCCAGUUCUGCAUGGGAGCAGAAACAGGCUGCCAAAGCUGCUUUGCAACAGCCUAGAGAUUACUUGGUUCUGCAAGCUGCACGAGGCACACAGAUCCACCGCUGCAUGGACAAGUUGGUCCAAGUUCUGUGCGAGGAACGACUAGACUCAGUCAGUUUUCUGGCCUGCAAGUUUCGUGCUCUUCGUUUUUGCAGUGCAAGUUCCGGCUUGUGUUGCUUACACGGUCUUCUCCGUAUUCCUCGCAGGUCAAUCACCUAUCAGGGCUUUUUGCUUUUGGACAGCAGGAGCCAUGCUGAUGCCCAGAAGCUUCUGGACACUCCACCGUGCUUGUGA
This is a messenger RNA of Symbiodinium sp. CCMP2592, 2373 nucleotides long. Lineage: Eukaryota; Dinophyceae; Suessiales; Symbiodiniaceae. The record is from the annotation of a GenBank genome assembly.